Molecule: messenger RNA, 1035 nt
Organism: Pochonia chlamydosporia 170
Lineage: Eukaryota; Fungi; Ascomycota; Sordariomycetes; Hypocreales; Clavicipitaceae
Product: acetyl esterase
Exons: 2
Coding region: 1-1035 (344 amino acids)
Molecular function (GO): hydrolase activity, acting on ester bonds
Source: RefSeq, a predicted model, not a curated record
AUGGCAGUGAUGCUUUCCGCCCUCUUGGGCAUGGCUUUACAAGUCGCAUGUAGCCCAAUAUCUAUCAGCACUUAUGGACGGAUGGAGAAUCUCGUCACCUUUGGCGACAGCUACACGGAUGAAAACCGCUUCAGCUAUUUCAUCCAGAACCACAAAGCACCGCCAAUAGGUGAGAUGCUGCCUCCAAGCAACAGCACCGCAAGUGGUGGCUAUGCAUGGGGACGCUUCGUCGCCAAUGCCACCGGAGCAAACUACUACAACUAUGCCGUUUCAGGGGCUCAAUGCACCAACAAUGUUGAUUCGCGAAACUUGGAUGUUAUAAACGGCCCGUUUCCGUCUGUGUUGGAGUAUGAAAUCACUGCUUUCGAGCAAGAUAUUCACUAUCCCAAGUUGUAUCCCAACAGGCUUGCUCACAAUACCAUAUACGCGCUUUGGAUCGGCACAAACGACCUAGGAAUUGAUGGCAUUCUUGGAGAUUCUCAAAAAGCAGGCACAACGAUCAGUACCUACAUGGACUGUAUAUGGAGCGUAUUUGACCACAUUUACAAGGCCGGUGGCAGACAUUUCGUGUUAUUGAAUCAGGCACCUCUGGAACGGGCUCCCAUGUACGCUACCCCGGGAACUGGCGGCCUUGGAAACCACCAAUACUGGAAGAACAAGACUGCUUAUAACAUUACCCAGUACGCGAAUAAGAUUCUAGAGUACACGACUAACGUAAACACCAUGUAUGAUUAUGGAGCACCAUUCUUCUUAAAGGUGAAGCGGCGCUGGUCUGGGGCAACAUUCUCCAUCUUUGACAUACAUUCACUCAUGAUGGAUGUAAUCGGCCGUCCUGGACAGUAUCUCGACGCCCCAGCCAACGUGGUUGCACCUUUUCGGACGUGUCUAAACGGCUGUGUUGAGUCGAAGGAACCAAAAUCGAGCUUCAUGUGGUACGACGAACUUCAUCCUUCUGAGCGCAUGGAACAGAUAUUUAGCAAGAACUUUAUGGAGGUGGUGGAAGGCAAGUCCAAAUACGGCACGUACUACAGAUGA